Molecule: messenger RNA, 1144 nt
Organism: Monomorium pharaonis (pharaoh ant)
Lineage: Eukaryota; Metazoa; Arthropoda; Insecta; Hymenoptera; Formicidae
Exons: 3
Coding region: 109-651 (180 amino acids)
Source: RefSeq, a predicted model, not a curated record
CCUUCAGUAAGGACCCUCUCAAGGUGGAAACAAAAAGAAAAUAACAUUUCUUAUGUUGAUUUAGAUGCAACGGAAAACAAAAAUGUUCAAGAUACAUUCAAUAGCAAUAUGAACUCGUAUGCAUCAGAUCAAUACAACGAUAACGAGCCAACUGCUAGUAAAAUCAGUGAUCCAUCAGAUAGCAAUGAAUCAAAAUUUUACGAUGCUCGAAAUGAUAGAAUAAAUGAUGAUGACAAUUAUGCAGCGAAAGAAAAUGAAAUUGACUCCGACGAUGAUGAACAACAAGACAAUCAAAGUAUGCUAUUAUACGAAAAAAGUACUAAAAGCACUGAUAAAAGUGUUUUAUUACUCUUGCAAUUAUUUCUCGACAACAAAAUGAUAAAAACAUGCUUAAAAAAUACGCUCAAAGUAAUUUGCGACUUGUUACCGACACCUAAUAAUAUGCCGAGAACAGUAUUUAAACUAUUUCAAUACGUAGAAAGUCAAGCCCCUGUACGUGACGUCAUCAAACAUUUUUAUUGCAAAUCGUGUCAUUUUUAUUAUGGCGAUAAAAAUAAAUCGGUCCGCGAGUGUCAAGUAUGUUCAUCAACUGAACAUAAUGGUAUUUUUUACAAGUUGGAUAUAAUCGAUCAACUGAAGUAUUUAUUUUAGCAUGCACAUCUCAGUAAAUUGAUUAAGCCACCGCCCGAGUGGAAAUUGAUCUAGCCGUUUUAUUUUACAGCUAGUGAUUGUAUCACGCAGGCUAGAUAUAUUAUCUGACCAUUAACUAGCUCAGUAUUAGCUAUAAUUAACGCAUAAUUUUUUGCUAGCUAGUACUUUUCUAGCCCCUGCAUUGUAAAUAUUGAAAUAUAAUGGCGCUGGAAACUUUAAAAAAAUUAGCUAGCCGCUAUCUAGCCCUUGCAUUGUAAAUAUUGAAAUAUAAUGGCGCUAGAAAGUUAUAAAAAAUUAAUUAGCCGCUAUCUAGUCCUUGCAUUAUAAUCAGAAUCUUCGAAUUCUCAAAGUCUCCUUGUAAGUCAACUGUUAGGCAGUCACUAGAUAUAUUUUUUAUGAAAUAACCCAAUCAGCAAGCAAUAUUUUAUAAAUGUUUUUUAAGUAUUUAUUUUUGAUUAUUUUCACAUUAUUAGCGUUUAUUGUACAAAUAAUA